CUCUCUCUCUCUUUUUCUCUCUUCUCUUCCCUCUCUCUCCUUUCUGAUGGGGGAGGGAGGGUGGUGACAACUUAGAAGCGCUUGCGGCAGGUCCCCGCCCCCACCGGGCUCCCCUUGCAAAGGCAGCACGCAAAGGUAGAAGCACCUCACUUCUCAGCAUCCCGCCCUGGAGGGGCUGCGCCCACUGGCCGGGCCCUCCGGUUCCUCAGUCACAGGACGGGCUAGCCGUUCUCCAUGGUACUGCGGAGAGCUCAGCUCCGCCCUUCUCUUUCAGAAGGACAGCACCCGGCGUCACGUAACCCAGCCUUCUCCGGCUCCACCGCCGCCUCUUCCUUCCCAGCUCUUUCCCUCUCCUCCUCCUCCUCCUCCUCCUCCUCCUCCCGCUGCUGCUGCUCCCUCCGUUGCCUGUUCUCCCCUCCCGCACUCCUGGAGAUAGACGCUCAAGCCUGACGCCUCCGAAAAGGCAGCAGCAGUCGCCUUAUCCUUAGACCUCAGGAAAUUCGCUUUGACUGAUGCCUGCUUCAGGCUCUGGCUCGAGCUAAGGGGAAUAACCACGCAGAUUUCUGGGUCCUUAUGAAAAGACAAAAUACAACCAAAAUGCAUCACCAAUCCACAACCAAUUGAUGUGCUAGCAUCUGAGCUUGGUCUUCCAGAGGUGGAGAGGAGGAGGAAGAGCUGUUGCGAUUUCCACAUCUAACAGCUUCUGGCUAUCUCACAACUGCUGGGUUGGAGUCCUGCUGCUGGGGAGGUUAAAAACAGAAGUAAAAUCCACCCUGUAAGACCAGGCACAAGGAAUUGAGCUGUAGCUGCAGUGUGCUGAGGUACACGACAGGAUGGAAGAAGCAAGCCUCUGAAGCUGCUCUGAGGUUGAUAAGUGGUGCCCUGAAAAGGCGACACUCCUCCCUGCCUUCUGGUUUGGGGCACUACAUCUGCAGGGCCAGCACUCCAGGCAUCCACAAGCAUCCGAGGAUACCGGUUCAUUGCUGGCUUUUGUACUUCCCUGAGACAAGUGUUUGCUUCUUACCGACUCUAACUGCUUCACCUUUGCCUGGUCCCACUGGUGGUACUUGGCAGGGAAUGGUAUUUGAGGAGUGAAAUAUCUGCUGACACCACACAUGCCCUUAAACUAAUUCAUCAGACUCCAAUGGAUCAGUGAUAAACCACUGAUCUUCUGUUGACACCUUUUCCAGCACGUUGCCUCCAAAGUGUACCCUCCCUUUGGUCUGGAAGUUCUGUGGCUGCCCUGUACCACCGGGGUCUACGUCUUCCAGUUGGAAGGGGACUACAGGGAGAGAGGGAGGGGUUGUUGGAAGAAGAAGAAGAAAAAAAGAACUAGAUAAAGGAGGGUCCAUCCCUCCCGCCCUGCCUGCCCCCUUUCCCUCCUUCCUUUGGGGAUCCUUAUUUCUUCAUCACGGUGUCCAGGACCAUUUUGACCCUGUCGACCCCGGCACCCCCCCGCCGCACCCCCGCCCCGAGCAUGGGGACGGCGCUGCUCCAGCGCGGGGGCUGCUUUCUGCUGUGCCUCUCGCUGCUGCUCCUGGGCUGCUGGGCCGAGCUGGGCAGCGGGCUGGAGUUCCCGGGCACCGAGGGCCAGUGGACGCGCUUCCCCAAGUGGAACGCCUGCUGCGAGAGCGAGAUGAGCUUCCAGCUGAAGACGCGCAGCGCCCGCGGCCUCGUGCUCUACUUCGACGACGAGGGCUUCUGCGACUUCCUGGAGCUCAUCCUGACGCGCGGCGGCCGCCUGCAGCUCACCUUCUCCAUCUUCUGCGCCGAGCCCGCCAGGCUGCUGGCGGACACGCCGGUCAACGACGGGGCGUGGCACAGCGUGCGCAUCCGCCGCCAGUUCCGCAACACCACGCUCUUCAUCGACCAGGUGGAGGCCAAGUGGGUGGAGGUCAAGUCCAAGCGCAGGGACAUGACGGUGUUCAGCAGCCUCUUCGUCGGGGGGCUGCCCCCCGAACUGCGCGCCGCCGCGCUGAAGCUCACCCUGGCCUCGGUGAGGGAGAACGAGCCCUUCAAAGGGUGGAUUCGGGACGUGCGCGUCAACUCCUCCCAGGCCCUGCUGGUGGACAGCAGCGAGGUGAAGCUGGACGACGAGCCGCCCAACAGCGGCGGGGGCAGCCCGUGCGAGGCGGGCGAGGAAGGCGAGGGAGGGGUGUGCCUCAACGGAGGCGUGUGCUCCGUGGUGGACGACCAGGCCGUGUGCGACUGCUCGAGAACCGGCUUCCGCGGCAAGGACUGCAGCCAAGGUAGGCCCGACGCCCGACCCGCGGGGCCUGGGCCUGGGCAGGGUGCCGCAGACUAUGAAGAGUCCUGUGAGAGCAGCAGUAGUGGUGGCUCCGAACUGGAGCCUUCUGGCCAUCAGCUCUUCUGCUUAGAAUAUGAGGCAGACAGUGGAGGGGACACAUCAGUCAUUGUGUAUCAGGACCAUGACUCAGGAAGGGUGAGUGAGGAGGUGUCAGCACACACGCCUCUGGAUCCACUGAGCAAGGGGCCCUCAAGUUGGCCUCCAAGAGGAGACUGCAAAGCACCAGAGCCGACACUGACCUGA
Molecule: messenger RNA, 2551 nt
Organism: Otolemur garnettii (small-eared galago)
Lineage: Eukaryota; Metazoa; Chordata; Mammalia; Primates; Galagidae
Product: neurexin-1-like
Exons: 3
Coding region: 1478-2551 (357 amino acids)
Source: RefSeq, a predicted model, not a curated record